AUUUAAUCAAAUAUGGAUCAAAUAGAGGAAGAGCACAAGAUAAUCCAAUUAGAAAUCAAAUACACCACAGAAAUCCACAAAAACGUGCCCAUCGAUCUCAAUGGAACUGUACUCAAGUUCCAGGAGACCCUCCAGGAAUUGCUCAAGGUCCCUGUUGAGAAAUAGAAGAUUAUGAUCAAGGGAUCUCUCUUGAAAAAGGACCAGGACCUGACAAAAUUGAAUCUCAAGAAUGUAUACAGGUCUUUAUAUCUUAGGGACAACAAAUCAUGGUCAUGGGAGCACGAGAAGAGCAUCUUUUAAAUUUGAAAUAGGGCAAGAAAAUUUUUGAAGAGGAUCUCACUCCUGAAUAGAAGGCCAUUUUAUUGAAAGAAAAAGCAGGGGUAUGUCCUUCAAUCUCAACUUUAAUAGAUUGUUCUACCAAUAGGAUUGGUCAAUUAGGGAAACACUUGUUAUAUGAAUGCCUCAAUUUAAAUUUUGAGAAGAGUCAAUGAGUUGAAUGAUUACGUCAAGAAUAACACAAAACAAGGACAAGGACCGAGUGUCAAGUUUUUUAACGCAUUAAAGGAUGUCUUCCAAAAACUUGAACUCAAGGGUGAAGCAUUUAAGCCAUACAAUUUUCUGGAUGUAAUCCGUCUCCCCAAUAUGUCUAGGUUUUCUUCUAGUUGUAUCCAGAAUUCGGUUAAAGGGACAACCAAAUGCAACUCAAACAACAAGACGCCGACGAAUGCUUUUAAAACAUCCUUCAGACCAUUCAACCAUUGACUGCCUACGAGAAUGAAGAGGGAAAACAAAAAAACCUGAUCCAAGAUCUAUUUGAAAUAGAAUUGCAAUCAACAAUAGAGAAUCAAGACAUACCAGAUGAACCUAAGAAGGUAGGUAUCGAGAGGGGAAGAAAGUUAAUGUGUAUCAUCGACAAUCAGAGCAGACCAGUCAGCACGUUGGUGGAAGGUAUUACAGUAAGUUUGGAAGAGUAGAUGUAGAAGAUCUCUGAGAUUGAUCAAUAGAAUCACAUCUAUAAGAAAACACAAAGGAUUAGUAAAUUGGUAAGAUAUUUUUAAUAUAUUAUUAAAGCCUAGUUAUUUAUUAUGCCAGAUGGUCAGAUUUUAUUGGAAACAAGGAGUCUAAGGCAAGGAAGGAGUGAAGGCCAAAAUAUUGAGGAAUGUGGCAUUCCCAAAGAUAUUAGAGUUAUAUGAUUUCUGUACUCCAGAAUUACAACAAUUAUUGCAAGCUGGAAGAGAUUAUGAGAAAAAGAAACUGUUGGAGAUGGCUGCCAAGGAAACAGAUGAGUUGGAACAAUUCAAAAAGGAUUUAGAGGCAUCUGGAAAGAUGGUGCCUGAUGACACCAGAGAAAUCUACAAGUAGUUUAAGGCCAAAAAAUUACAGGAGGAAAUCAAGAAUCAUGAUGAUUAGUUGUAUAGAAAACAUGGGUAUGGAUUGGAUACAGGAAAUUACGAGUUGAUUGGAGUUUUAAGUAAAUAAUUGUAUAAUUUAUAGCUCAUACUGGAAGAGAGGCUGACUCUGGACAUUAUAUGGCAUGGGUUCAUCAUUCAGGGGAUAAUUGGAUAUGGUAUGAUGACGACAAGACUGCAGAGAGGAAAAUUGAACAUAUUCUGGAUUUGAGAGGAGGUGGAGAUUGGCAUAUGGGUUAUUAUCUGCUGUAUAGAAAAUUAGAAAUUGAGUGA
Paramecium octaurelia is the source of this 1682-nucleotide messenger RNA. The record is from the annotation of a GenBank genome assembly. NCBI's taxonomy places the organism in Eukaryota, Ciliophora, Oligohymenophorea, Peniculida, Parameciidae.